UAGCUAGGCGCGUUGUGUUGAAAUGGCGGUAGUAACACAAUAAAUAAUUCGCACCACAUGUAGUUUUAAACAAUGGACAUCAAAGCUUCAAACAUGAUUAGAGGGAGGAAGAAACUUCGCUACUUCGCGGAAGAGGAAAGGUUAAACGUCCCGAAAAUUAAUGAUGUAUUUUCAUUGCGGGACGUUGACGAUUAUUUUGAUUUCACCUCAAAUAGUUCCCAAAAGCUGGACAGCGGGUUCCUCUCCCCUCCAGCCAAGACCACAGUGGAGGAGGACGAGGAGGGUGCACUGCAGGAGGAUGAUGAGGAUGAGGCUCCAUGUGCUCCCUGUCCAACAGACAUCAGCAACACUGCAGCAGAUGUAGACCUCAUGGAGGAAGAGAUUCCUUUCCCGCUGAAGACAUCCAGCCCCAUUGUGGCCCCGAACCUGCCGACGGUGAAUGGCCAAGACCAAGACGAGCCUCGGACUUCAGCGGUGACCGGUCAAGACAAGCCUUUGGCUUCAGCAGCAACGGUCCAAGCAUUGGACCGAGACAAGUGUUUGGCCUCAGCAGUGGUUGGUCAACGCAAGUCCCUGGUGUCCGCAGCGAGGGGCCGAGAACAGCCUCCAUUGCCAGCAGCAACGGUUCAAGAAGAGCCUCCAGUGUCCACAGAAAGGGGCCAAGACCAGCCUGUGGACUCUGCUGCAACAGCGUUACCAGCGCCGGGCCAAGACAAGCCUCUGGCGUCCGCAGCGAAGGGCCAAGACAAGCCUCUGGCGUCCGCAGCGAAGGGCCAAGACAAGCCUCUGGCGUCCGCAGCGAAGGACCAAGUCAAGCCUCUGGCGUCCGCAGCGAAGGACCAAGACCAGCCUGUGGUCUCGGCUGCAACGCUCCAGGACCAGCCUUUGACAUCUGCCCUGGGCCAGGAGGACAAUCAGCUGACAUCAUCUUUGGAACGAGACGAUCAGCAGACGUCAUCUCUUGGCCAACACGGGCAGCUGAUGUCUGCCAUCCUGCUGUCUGAGGACGAGGAGGAUUGCGUGGAACCAGAUCCCCCAGCCAAUCGCAAGAAGCAGGAGUCUGUACCAGCCAAUCACAAGGAGACUGCACGACAGCAGGAGGAAAAGGAACCUACACCAGCCAACCAGAAGCCCAUGGCAGUUCGGGGAGAGGGGCCUGCAGCCAAACAGCCCCCUUAUGGGGGCGGCUAUCCCAGGAAUGUUCUGCCCACAGAAAUCCAUACCAGGGAUGCACAACCCAGGGACCAAGCCAAGGCUAAGGAAGCACAGCCCUCUACCUCCAGGGACAUCAAGUCCAGGGAUCAAGCCAAGUCCAGGGACUUGCAGCCCACCACCUCCGAUGAGGCACAGCCCUCCACGUCCAGUGAGGCUGACUUCCACAAAAGACUCUGGGAGUUCAUGAUCCGGAAGGACAAGACAAGUAGGCCCCCGCCACCCCCCAGGCCUCCGUCCCCUGAUGACAACGACGACGACGAUGACUUCCUCAUCCUCGAUGACGCACCGAUCAUCUUCAGCCUCACGCGCAAGACCAACACCACCCACAGCCAAACCUCAAGAACCCAGAUCCAGAGUAAGACCAACACUCAGGGACAGAGUGACGAUGAGACCCAGGGCCAGAGUAAGAGCCAGACGAGUCGUGCCAAGCAGCCCAGCAAGAAGGCUGACUCUGGAGACCACAGCGGGCCAGACUCUGGGUCUGGAUCAGCAGCACCCGAACUCGCCACAGCUCCUGCUUCGAAGAGUAAGAGCCGGGGACAGCUUAAGAGCCAGAAAAAGACGAGCCAGGCCACCAAGGCCAAGCAGCCCAGCAAGAAGGCCAGCGCUGCGGACAAUAGAGGGCCAGAGAGGUCUGGGUAUAAGGCAGUACCCGAACCGGCUCCAGCUCCCGCAUCCAAACCUCGAUCCAAAGCCCCCGCCACGGAAAAGCCAAAGGACUGCGCACAGACUGAAACGCGGGCAGAGGAGCCGGAGGGAGGAGGAGAGGAAGCGGGAGAGGAGUCAGAGGAGCCACACGGUGAUGACUGGGUCAGGCUUGCGGAGGUGAGAUCAGAGAGACAGCCGUCCAAGACUCCAGCUGGUCGCAGCAGGAUGGGCAGCAGCAACAACAGCAGGAAGGGGGGCAAGUGGAGAGGGAGGCAGGAGGAGGAGCAGAGUGAUGCUGCAGUGCCUUCGCCCCCCGCAGUUUCAUCCAGAGUCGCCAGUGUCACCCAGCCCAGGAGAGGGCAGCAGAGGCGGAGGGCUGUCAUCGAGGAGGAGGAGGAGGAGAGUGGCGCAGAGAGUGAGAUCACCGCAUCCAAGGCAGCGGCACGCAAGAGAAGGCCUGCCCCUCCUGUGUCUCCCCCUGUAAGUCCUGCCCAGGAGGAGGAGGAGGUGGAGGAGGAGGAGGAGGCGGCGGCGAGUGGAGGAGGAGGAGAAGGAGAAGGAGAAGGAUAUUAUGUUGAUGCGGCUCCACAGUCCAUUACGGAGAACUCGGAGGCAGUCGACUCUGACGCAGGCAAUCAGAAGGCCAGGAAGGCCCAGCUGCGGCAGAAGCAGCUGAAGGCCAAGCCCUUCUUGGCAGGCAAGAAGAGACGGCGCCGACAGCACCCCUCAACGCCCGCCUCAAGACUCCACCCAUCCAAGCCAGCUGCCACACUGCCACCCAAGCCUACAGCCGCCACCCAGGAAACCAAGCAAGCUAAGCCUACAGCCGCCACCCAGCAUGGACACACAGACACCGCUGCGGAUGACACGCCAUCGCUGCAGACAGAUGCGGAGACAGAGAUGGACGGCAAGACAAAGAGAGUGGAGGAGAAGAGGACGAAAGAGGGCAAGGGGAGGAAAGAGGGCAAGGGGAGGAAGGUGGAGGAGAAGAGAAGGAAGAGGAAGGGUGUGAACGUGGUGGCAUCUGAGGAGGAGACGGAAGAGCAGGAUCUCCCUCCAGCCGCCUGUCACCCGAGAGAACACGCGUCUGGUCCUACAGGUGUGGGCCAGCAGGACUCUCCUGUCUCUCCUGUGCUGGGGAAGCGGAGGCGUAGGCGGCCGUGCAUGUGGUGGGAGAAGGAGAGCGAUGCCGACAACCCCCCUCCCUGCAGCCCCCCCAAGAUGCAUAGACGAGAGCAGCAGCAGGAGGGUAAGAAGGAGAAGAAGAAGGGGAGGAGACGGGAGGAGGAGGAGAAGGGGAUAAAGAGGAAAGGGGGAAGGGCCUCGAGGAGAGACGCGCCAUCGCAGGUUGGGGAGGCCACUGAGGCCCGGGAGAGAGACUCGGCGGAGACUGAGACGGACUCUCCACAGCCGCACAGCAACGCUGGAGGGGCGGAAGGGAGGACUGUGGGCCAUGCAAAGCAGAGUAGAACAGCUGAGACUGCCAAGGAGAGGAGGAAGAGGAGGAAAAGGCAGCAGCAGGAGGAGGAGGAGGAAGCAUCAGCUCCUGCUCUAGACGAGGCCGACCAGCCUGAAGCUCAGCUGCAGGUCAACAUGUCAGCAGAGUGUUCUCCAGAGCCGAAGCAGGUUCAUCGGUCCGUUGCUCCCCAGCGGAGGCCGCAACUUGGUAACCCCGGUAACCGACGCCAGAAGAAACCUCAGCCACAGGCAGAAUAUGACAUCAUCAUUGAGCCCUCUCCCCGCUCCUUCACCCUCACCCCGCACCCCUCUCGCCCGCCACAGUCUCGGCCGCGUGUCGCCACGCCAGGCCUGCCCUCUGCCAACCUCCUCGUCCCUCUGCAGUCCCGAUUAGCCAGGACCAGCGCUGACGCUCGCGGUGGCACGGCCCCCCAAAAAACCCUCAAUGGCUCCCGGAACCCCCUCGCCCACUUGUCCCACCCAAACCCCCUCGCCACCACCCCCUUCCUGACACGCUCCCCCAAAGGCCUCAAGGCCUCCCUGGACGCCUUCGCCGACAUCUACCACUCCGCCAAGCCCCACUCCGGCAAGAGGACCGGGGCUGCGGCCAAUCAAAAGAUGGCGGGUGGCCGGAGGAGGGCAGCCAAUGGGUUGAGGGAGAGUGGGACGCUGCAGAGCUUUGUGGCGGACGGCAGGGAUGGUGAGAGCCAGUGGGGGAGCAGCGUGGUGGCGGCCCUCACCCCAUCCUGCGGGCAGGAUGGGGUUAACCCGACCGCCUCCACCCCAGUCUCCAUGUCAACCCCAGGCUACGCCUCCGUCAUGAGCGCCACGCCACCGAAGGACGCAGACAUGGACUUGGAGCUGGAGGAGCAAGACUCACCUCUGCACAACACCAACAGUGCUGGAUUCCGAAGUGGGCCAUCCUCUAUGGUGGAGCUGCGGAGCUUUGAAGAUGACGAGGAAGAAGAUCAGACGUUGCCGUCCUCCCUCCAUUCGCCAUGCGUAACCCAGUUGACAGUGGGUGUGUGUGGUCCCGAGCUGCAGCUCUUGACUCUGGACCCGGUGGACAGCAAAAACUUCACAGCAUGGAUACGCCAACACUGGGCUACCUCCCGCAUAGAGCUUGAUGCUCAGCUGUGUGCGGGGCAUUUCCGCUGGUACACAUCGGAGCGGAGAGCUCUGGGCCACCGCAUAGACCAGCUCAGCAGCUCGCACAUCAGCGGCAAACUGGUCCUAGGAUCCUACAUGAGGAAACCAGUACCACACGACCCACACCCCACCACGAUAUUCACCGUCUGCACCGGUUCAGUGCGCAUCAGGAUGAGCAGUGUGAGGCCAGUGAUCUACGAUCCCGGACAUGUGUUCAUCGUGCCCCAGGGUGAGGCCUACACCAUGGACAACGUGACCCCUGUCCCGUGUGCACUGGUGUACCACCAGAUGCUGCCUGGGGGGAAGACACGUUUGAAAUACAUGAAUUAGCCUUGUAAAUAUAUUUUUAAUUGAAAUUGUUUUAAAAAUGUGUUUUUUUUUAAAAGAGACCUUUUUGUAAAUAAUAAAGAAUGAACACACACACACACAAAACGUGAUUGCAUCAUGCUGCCACUAGAGGUCAGUAAAGGUCCAUCCCAUCCAAUCAGGAGGCAUGUGAGGUACACAUAGUUCCAUCCAAUCCCAUUCAUUAACAGGGUUCCCACUGUAAUUCCCACUGGAAUGUCAUGGCAAUUCAACAGAGGUGUUUCCAGUCAUGGAAUACAUCCUAACUAUUAUUUAGUUGCACAACCAUGGUUUCUGAUUACUGCUUUGACCAACUUCUGGCAACAGUCAACAAGUAUUCAACAGGCAAUCGUGCUACUGUGCACAAUUAAUGUGCGUGUCUUGGUUUUGCUUCAUUGUUGGUCCGAUUUACCACAUGCCAGUGGUCAUGGAUCAGUUUGAGUACAUCAGGGUACUGGAAGAAGUCAUGUUGCCCUGUUCUGAAGAGGGAGUGCCAUUGAAAUUAAAAUUGGAUUUUUCAACAAGGCAAUGACCCCAAACACACCAACAAGCGAGCAAAAUCAGACUAAGACCAUCCAACUAAUAAAGCUCCCUGCACAACUCCCAGACCAUUAAUCCCAUGAUAGAAAUUGUGUGGGCUAUCGUAUAAAUGCAGUUCAUGACACAAAACCAAGAAAAGCAGAGGAAUUGUGGAAUGUAAUGCAAUUGACCUGUGCUGCAAUACCUUUUGACCGUUGAAUUUGGAAGAAUUUGUUAGUUUGUACAGAACAUUUUUUAGUUUCCAUAGAUGGAUGUAAAUACAGCUAUUUUUUUUACAUUGCUUCUUACAUUACAUUUCUUCACAUUCUAUGAAAUAUAAAAUUAAAUUACUUUCACCAUUUUUUUUUGCUUUGAAAAAGAAUGUGUGCGUGUGGGACUAGCUUCAAACUGAAUAUUAAUAAUAUGAAUAAGUUUUUGGGCAAAAAAUAUACUUAGAAAAAAAAUCUAUAUAUUAUUGUCGGCAGCUCCAUUGAAAUCCAUUCAUUUUUCACUUGUCUGUGGUGGUACUGCAGCUAGUUAGCGAUAACGAGCAACUUCCACCCGUGAAACUUCUCUAUAGAGAUUAUCUGAUGACGCACAGGCUAGAUAUGGCUGCAGCCUAGGGGCCCCCAGCAGCCAUUGGCCACCCAAUCGGUCAAAGCCAAGGGCCCUUGGCCAUCCAGCCCUGACUACAUGAUCUUUUAUGUGUCUUAGGAAGGCGUAUGAUAUGAUCAAAGUCAUGAAUUGUUGCUGAUUUUCAAGAUUAGGCCUAACGGAAACACUUAAAGGUGCAGUAUGUAGAAUUGUGGCCAGAGUAUGUAGGCCUACUACAACUAUGCUGCUCAUUGAAACUAUGCUGCCUAUUGCCAAAUUGUUUAUUUUCAUGAAUAUAAACUUAUCUUUACUAGUAUUAGCAAAGCACAGUAAGAUGUCAAUUUCUGGAAAUUAUUUAAAUAAUUAAUUAAUUAAAUCAUUAUCAACAAAAUGUUUACAGAUGUUUAUAAAUGGGCAAGAAAAACUAUGUUAGCACAGCAGACACAGCGUAGUUGCAUCGGUCCCGUAAGUUUCUCCUCCAAGGACUAGAAGGCAUGAAACCACAUAAAACUUACACAGUAGAUAUUGAUUCCUACUCCACUGUGCAGUUGUAGUUUGGUUAUUAGUCAUUUACAAACAGUUGUAAAUGCUUUGUUAAAUGUUGAUUAUUAUUAAAUGUAAAUAAAGUGUUUAUAAAGCUG
Engraulis encrasicolus (European anchovy) is the source of this 6569-nucleotide messenger RNA. Its product is annotated as titin. NCBI's taxonomy places the organism in Eukaryota, Metazoa, Chordata, Actinopteri, Clupeiformes, Engraulidae. Bases 73 to 4800 code for a protein of 1575 amino acids. The transcript is spliced from 17 exons. The record is from RefSeq and is a predicted model, not a curated record.